AUGGCAGUCGGACAAAGACAGCCCGAGCCGCUUCGUCGAAUCAUAACAACACAUGAUUCUACAAGCGGCCGAGCUAUCUUUAGCGACGCGGUCGGGGAGCAGGUAUCGUUUACUGGGUUCCCGGUUCCCCCCGGCAAGCCCACGACGUCAGACUAUGCUCUAGCCUAUAGCACAACUACAUUUCCUGUGCAAGGGCUUUCUCCUCCAAAUUCUGCAAACCCGGAGUCUAAAGGCAAUCUCGACAUUGAGCACUAUCACUCUCUGCUCUCAGAUCCAUCGCCUUUGAAUCCGCCAAACGGCACCUCCUGCACAAUUAUUGAGGUACCUCCGGGUUCAGAGGUCCCGAUGCACCGAACAGCGACCCUCGACUAUGGUGUCGUAAUUGAUGGCACUACAGAAUUAGUCCUUGAUUCCGGUGAAAAAAGAUUAAUGGCAAAGGGAGAUGUGUUUGUUCAACGAGGCACAGCUCAUGCUUGGCGGAAUAUAACUGAAAAGCAAGAGAACUCUGGUAUUUUACGUGUCUUUUUCGUGUUUCAACCUAUCGAACAGGUGCGAUUGGAAGACGGAAAGAUCGUUGGUCAGGACUUGAAUUUAUCUCUGUGUGAGACUUGA
Molecule: messenger RNA, 612 nt
Organism: Penicillium antarcticum
Lineage: Eukaryota; Fungi; Ascomycota; Eurotiomycetes; Eurotiales; Aspergillaceae
Product: cupin domain-containing protein
Exons: 1
Coding region: 1-612 (203 amino acids)
Source: RefSeq, a predicted model, not a curated record